CUUUGAAUGACUGUGAAGAAAUAGUAUAUCGUUCGUUAGAUUCCGCUCUCUUGUAAGCUGUGACGCCGUUGAUCUUGAAAUGGAGUUCCUGAUCGCUGCUGUGGCUUGUUUCAUUGGACUGAAUGUACCCAGAUUAUCCGUGGCAAUCGUACCAUCUGAUCACGCCAACACUAAUAGUACCGUGCUAGGUACAGUAGCGAGGGAAAUAAUACCUAGUUCUGAUUUGGAACCUGAUGAUCACCUAGGGACUUCAACUGAUGCGCCGAAGCCGCAUGGUGUUCAGUGCGAACCCUUCCUGAUAGGUGCGUUCAACGUUAUGGACUUCGGUGCCAAGGGCGACGGGCGGCACAACGACACGCAGGCAUUUGUCGACGCCUUUUCGAACUGCUCCCGAGUCAGCAUCAUUAUGUACGCGCAGGUGUGCGUGCCUAAUGGCACCUACCUGGUCGAUCCACUGACAAUACCCCACUGUGCCAGCUGCAUAUUUAGAAUCCUUGGCAAAUUGCUCUCGCCCAGAAAGGCAUCAGCGUGGGGCGGUGCGAGAGCCUUCAUCACAGUCGAAAGAAUGGACAAUUUCACCAUCACGGGAGAUGGGCAGGGAUCUAUACAGGGCCGGAGCGUGGAAGACGACAAGCAGGAUUAUCCCUUGAACUUCGGACUGGGAGAGAACAUCCCAUUGGGCAUUAAUGGUCCGGCAUUGCUGCUUCUCGCGCAGCAAACGUCUGCAAAGGAGGCCAGCGGAGGUGGGUUAAUUACUAACAUCACGUUUCGUGGGUCCUUCGGUGUGGCCGUGUUGAUUAUAGGCCAGCCUAUCCAACAGCUUGUCAAACUUUGCAACGUGAACAUCUUCUCCAGUGGUUCCGACACCACCGAUAUAUCCCGGCUGGUAUUCCAGCGGCAGACACACAUUUCUCACGGACUCGUCGUGACGAACUCCACGGUGAUGGCGUCUGGUUGCACAUUUCGCACGUCUGGUGAGAAUCUAUUCAUGCACGACCCGUUGGGAGCCAGCUCUCGAACGGGACUUCAUACCAACAGCAUGAAAUUGAUAGGUGGAAACUCAGGUUAUACACUAGUACUGCAGGACGGGAUGGUCAGCAAUGUUACUAUGGAGGGAGACAGUUUCCGCGGCACUCUCAAUGCUAUUCGGAUAUUAGCCACGCAGGCGGGUAGAGGACAGAUGUCCAACCUCACGAUUGCAGGGGCUAGUUUUCACGACGUCGGAACAGCGUUCGUGGUAGAUGCUUUCUGGUGUCCGGCCUUUCCUCCGUGCCUGAACUCGACGAGCGGCGGUGUAGCGAUGGACAGUAUCAUAAUCCAGAACAGUCAGGGGACUGUGUCUAGUGCCGUGGCGGGUGAGUUCAGCUGCUCUCCUCUCCGCCCCUGCACCAUACAAAUGGAUAGCGUUAGUCUGACAGCGAGUAACAGUAGCGAUGUGACUGAAUUUCACUGCUGCAAUGCGCAUGGGCAUGCGGAGAAUGUGUCUCCCAAGCCAUGUCUGGUCUGAACAGCACACAUGCACCCGCUGGUAGUAGUACAGUUACAUGUACAUAAUCAUUACAUUAAAAUCACAUUUGAAUCCAUUGAGUUCUUUGUCCAUUGUUGUUCUCACAUUUUCCUGAUUGUAAUACAACUAUGUGUCGAGUACAGUCAUACAUGUACGUACCUGGUUCGGCUUCAGCCUUCCGACGCCAACUGAGAGACAGUUCAUGGAAGGAAGCGUAUUCAAGCAUUACGGAAGAUUCAAUACUUCAAUCUACAUCAUACAAACAUGUACCCUCGUCUAGGUCGGCGUGGGCAGGUAGACAUUUUAAUAUUUCAGACUACGGGCAGAAGUUAUAAUGCCAUGAUAAGAACUUGAUGCUGCUUCCUGGUCUUGCGAACACCGAGAGACGCAUUCUAUUCAAUGACUCAAUGAUUGACUCUCCUCAUACUGG
Messenger RNA from Sycon ciliatum, 1937 nucleotides. RefSeq lists its product as uncharacterized. Gene Ontology annotation, molecular function: polygalacturonase activity. Gene Ontology annotation, biological process: carbohydrate metabolic process. The record is from RefSeq and is a predicted model, not a curated record. The coding region runs from base 80 to 1507 and encodes 475 amino acids. The transcript has a single exon. NCBI's taxonomy places the organism in Eukaryota, Metazoa, Porifera, Calcarea, Leucosolenida, Sycettidae.